Messenger RNA from Gossypium arboreum, 1305 nucleotides. RefSeq lists its product as uncharacterized. The record is from RefSeq and is a predicted model, not a curated record. Lineage: Eukaryota; Viridiplantae; Streptophyta; Magnoliopsida; Malvales; Malvaceae. The coding region runs from base 1 to 1305 and encodes 434 amino acids. The transcript has a single exon.
AUGAUCAAUGCUGAGGAGGAUAAUGAGGAGCCUUUGUACCCUUCGAGUUUCCCCCCGACAAAUGCUCCAACAAAUCCGCAAGGUGCACCUAUUAUCAGAACCCAGCAAUAUCAAACCGGUACCUCGGCACUAGUGGAUUACCUGAUAGGCUUAGGCUCCAAUCCGGGGGGCAAUCCAACUAAUCCUAUUGUUCCCGAUCUGGAUGAAAUAGAAAAAGUAAAGAGGGAAUUGCCAAAGCAACUCGAGGAUCGGUAUAGAUGGUUGGAAGAAAAAUUUAAAGUAAUGGAAAAUGUUGACUACUACUAUGGGAUUGACGCCAAGGAUCUGAGUUUGGUCCCUGAUCUAGUACUCCCGCCAAAAUUUAAGACUCCAGAGUUUGAAAAAUACAAUGGGACUAGUUGUCCUGAAGCUCACAUUAAAAUAUUCUGUCGACGGAUGACAGGUUAUGUUAAUAACGACCAAUUAUUAAUUCAUUGCUUCCAAGACAGUCUGAUCGGGUCAGCAGCUAAAUGGUACAAUCAAUUAAGUCAUGCUAAAAUCAAUUCAUGGAAAGACUUAGCACAGACUUUUAUGAAGCAAUAUGGCCACGUGACUGACAUGGCGCUCGACAGAAUUAUACUGCAGAAUAUGGAAAAGAAGCAAAGUGAGAGCUUCAGGAAAUAUGCCCAAAGAUGGAGAAAGGUGGCGACACAAGUCCAGCCACCUCUUCUAGAGAAAGAAACUACGAUGCUUUUCGUCAACACUCUGAAAGUCCCGUUCAUUACCCAUAUGUUGGGAAGCGCUACCCUGAGCUUUUUAGAUAUAGUAAUGUCUGGCGAGAUGAUUGAAAAUGCAAUCAGAAGUGGGAAGAUAGACGCAGGAGAAAGCGCCAAGAGGUCAACCCCAAAAAGAAAUAAAAAGGAAGUGAAUAAUAUGAGCAAAGGGUAUUCCAAAUUGGUCAACAUAGGCCAGCCGAGGACUGUAACCACUAGUUAUCAAGGCUCUUCAAGACAGGAAUCUAACUCGAGGCCGAAUACAGAAAGGCUUCGAUUUACACCCAUCCUAAUGUCAUAUAAGGAGUUGUAUCAGAAUCUCUUUGAUGUACAUGUGGUGUCUCCGUUCUACUCGGAACCCGUGCAACCUCCAUUCCCAAAAUGGUAUAAUGAGAAUGCUCAAUGUGAGUACCACGCGAGAAUAACGGGACACUCAAUCGAAAACUGCACUAAAUUUAAAAAGUUGGUCGAAAGGUUCAUUGAAAUGGGAGUUGUGAAGUUUGACGAUUCCUCAGAACCAAAUCGCUCUAACAAUGCAGUAAAUGCGAUUUGA